Nanorana parkeri is the source of this 1073-nucleotide messenger RNA. It is a transcript of the gene SKAP1, whose product is annotated as src kinase associated phosphoprotein 1. Gene Ontology annotation, molecular function: protein binding. The transcript is spliced from 12 exons. The coding region runs from base 16 to 1056 and encodes 346 amino acids. Gene Ontology annotation, cellular component: plasma membrane; cytoplasm. Lineage: Eukaryota; Metazoa; Chordata; Amphibia; Anura; Dicroglossidae. The record is from RefSeq and is a predicted model, not a curated record.
UGUCACGAUAUAAGGAUGAGCAGUAACUCGGACGUUCCGCGGGACGUUGUCCUUCUUCUCAGAGAUGCAGAGACUGUUCUGUCUGAAUUUCUUCAGUAUGAGAAUGUGAGCACCAGAGCAAGAGAACUCGGAGAGGAAAUACUGCGUGGUUUUAGGCUGGUUCGAAAUAGGUAUGGAGUUCAGUUUUGGAAAGGUGGCGAUGCUAAUGCUGCAGCAACAGGACAAGACAGUUAUGAUGAUAACCAAAGCCUGAGCCAUGGGACUUCCUUGGCAUCUGAUGAAGUCUCACUUGCAUCGGACUAUGUGGAUGAUGAUUAUGAAGAUACAGAAGAACCUGAAAAACUUUUGAAGCAAGGUUACCUGGAGAAAAGAAACAAAGACCAUGGUUUAUUUGGGUCAGAAUGGCGGAAGAAGUGGUGUGUCCUCACCAACAUGAGCUUUUGUUACUAUUCCAGUGAGAAGGGAAAGGUUCCUAAAGGGGGCUUCUUGAUAAAAAAUUGCAGUUCUAAACUGGUUCCGAACAUCCGCAAAGACUCGCGUAGAGAUUCCUGCUUUGAGCUUGUAUCUCCGGGUAGUCGCAGCUAUCAGUUCACAGCUGCCAGCCCAGCAGAGGCCAGAGACUGGGUUGACCAAAUACAGUUCUUGGUGAAAGACAUCCAGUCAACAUCUAUACCAUGUGAAGAUGAUGAGGAGUCCUAUGAUGAUGUGGACAGCCUGAAUAGUUCUUCAAUGGGACAGCGCCCAAGUCUGGACAGAGCAAAUAGCCCAAUAGAGGAUGAUGAUAUCUAUGAGGUGGUUCCAGGCGAUGAAGAGACAGACUAUGAUUCUUCAAAUCUAGAAGGUGGAUCUAUAAUUAAUUAUGCAGAUUAUUACCAGGGACUCUGGGAUUGCACGAGUGACAAGAGUGAUGAGCUGUCAUUUCAGCGUGGAGACAUCAUCCGUAUUUUGAGCAAGGAGUACAAUGCCUAUGGCUGGUGGGUUGGAGAGUUAGAUGGUAUUGUCGGUAUCGUGCCCAAGGAUUAUCUACAAGGUGCAUAUGAACUCAGAAGUCUCUGAAGCGGCAAUUGUUCAAA